UUUAUUUUUUUAUUUAUUUAGAGUUUCUCUCACCCAAGAUUUGAUUCAAUCUCUGUGUUCUUAUUAUUAAUUCUCUUUUUCUGUAUCUCAGAAUCCGCGCCUUGUUUCUAUGUCGGUUAUUUUUCUGUUUAGGUUUCGAAAAUCGCAUCAGUUCUUCUUCUUCUUCUUCGGCGUUUUUGCGUUUUGAAUUUCAAUCGUAUGGGGAGUUGGAGAAAACAGAGUUGUGAAAAUCGUCACCAAGAACUCAAGGCGACGAGAAAUCCCUCCCUAGGUAAUCGGCACUCCGACGUGCCAUCGUGGGAAAAGAAGUUUUGUUCUUCUGUUGGGUUGAUUCCAUGGAGGAAGCUGUUGGAUGCAAAGAAGUGUAUGUUCCUCUAUGAAAACGUGGUUAAAUGGAACGACACGGCAUGCGAAGAAGCAUUUCACAAUGCAAAGAGUAGGUUCUGGGCAAAAAUCAAUGGCCUGCCUUGCAAUAUAUCAUUGCCUGAUCCUGACGUUUUUAUCGAUGAGAUCGAUUGGAAUUGCGACGUUGACCCUGAUCUGAUGUUAGACCUUGAAAACGAACAAAUCUCCCCAGUUGUUGAGGAGGAAGGUGGAGUGACUGGGAAAGUUUGUCACAUUUUUGGCUUGUAUCAGUCAUAUAGCACCGGAUGGGGCGACCUUGAUAUUCAGAAACCGGAAGCAGAGAAUGGUAAUUGUGAUCAGAAGGUGGACGAUGGACAAAACUCUUGGGAGGUGAAUUAUGCUUCCAAGAACAAUGGAGCUUUGAGAGACGAGUAUUUGAAUAAUUCAGUUGGUUGGAAUGAUUGGGGGACUAAUCAGAAUCAGAACCAGAACCAGAAUCAGAAUCAAAAUUACAAUUACAAAUACAAUUUCUGUUACAAUAACGAUUACAAUCACAAUAAAUCAGACAACAGGUUCACAAAUCAGAUAUGGAGAACAGGGGAUGCAAACUGCAAGAACAUGGGUGGAAAUUGGUACCAUUCUUCGACGUUCAAGGGUUCGAGAUUUCAUGGUGAUGGGUAUCAAAAGGAAAAUGGGUGGAGAAACAGGAGGGGAGGAGGAAGGAAGAGAGUAAAUUUUGCUGAUGAACAUAAUAAUAAUGCUCCCAAAAGUUGGAACCGCUUGAAUUCUAAUCCUAGUGGACCAGUUAGCCAGCAAUGGUCAGGCAAUGGGAUGCAUGGAGUCCGGAGAAGCCAGUUUUGUGAAUAUUGAGUCUAGAUAUCAUUCCUUAUAUUCUUUAUUAUCUACAGGUAGAGAUUAUAUCAUAUAUAUAUAUAUAUAUAUAUAUAUAUAUAUAUAUAUAUAGAAUGGGUAAACUAUGCGUCGUUUACUUUCUUUUGAGCACGGUUUGAGUUUUGCUAUGCAACCUGCAAAUAUCAGUGAGUAUAGAAGAUAAAAAUGUUCAUUCCUCCCCCCACCCCCUAUUCUUUUGUACAUUACAUUCGAAUCGAUCGACCUAUAUCAUCGUGGCACAUUCUUUUUUAUGUUGUUGGAAAGAACUUUCCCUGUAAAUUAUUAUGUUGCCAUGUUUGUUUUUGCAGUUUCAUGGCUUGUUCAGCUGGGAGUGUUGAACAGCUGAGAGUGGUUUUGUGUGCUGUGUCAUGUGGUUCAUCAAAUUUGGCCCCUAUUAUUGUUGGGUUUUAGAU
Cucurbita pepo subsp. pepo (vegetable marrow) is the source of this 1649-nucleotide messenger RNA. NCBI's taxonomy places the organism in Eukaryota, Viridiplantae, Streptophyta, Magnoliopsida, Cucurbitales, Cucurbitaceae. The record is from RefSeq and is a predicted model, not a curated record.